CUCUCGCUUUCAGACACACUCUUUUUACUCUUUACUACACUGCUAGUUAGUUACUUUCCGACCGUUUUAAAUUCAACUUUCUCGCUUUUCAACUCCUUUUCUAUUGCUCUCUACGCAGAACAUGAGUACCUUGGUCGAGAGGGUUCGUUUAAGAACUGAUCGCAAGCCAAUUUAUAAUACAGACGAGUCAGAUGAUGAUGCUGAUUUAAUGCCCAUAAAACAUCAGACAACUCAGGAAAAGUUUGAGAGGAUUGUUAGAAGCGAUGUAAAAGAAUAUUCAUGUCAAGCUUGUGGAGAGAGCGGAAAUCUUCUGAGCUGUGAAACAUGCACCUAUUCUUUCCAUCCUAGGUGUUUGCUCUCACCAAAUAAAAUCUCCCGUCUGGAUAACUGGAUGUGCCCUGAAUGUGUUAGCCCACUUAAUGAUAUAGAUAAGAUAUUGGAUUGUGAGAUGCGUCUCACUGUAGCUGGCGAAAGGGAUGCCAAAAGUUUGGGGUCAAAGCAAAGUUUGGUCAAACAAUAUCUUGUUAAGUGGAAGGGUCUAUCACAUUUGCACUGCAGAUGGGUGCCAGAGGAAGAGUUUCUGAAGGCUUUCAAGAACAAUCCACGAAUAAAGACCAAAUUAAACAAUUUUCACCGUCAAAUGGCACCAGUUAGAAAAAUGGAGGAAGAUUUUGCUGCCAUUCGACCUGAAUGGACUAUGGUUGAUCGAAUACUUGAUUGCAGAGGGGAGGAUGAUGCGAAGGAAUAUCUUGUGAAGUGGAGAGAGCUUCCUUAUGAUGAAUGCCAUUGGGAGCUUGAGACUGAUAUCUCUUCGUUUCAGGCAGAAAUUGAGAGAUUCAAUAUAUUUCAGUCUAGAUCUAGGAAAUAUUCUUCUAGUAAGCAAAAAAGCAGUGUUAAGGAUGAUGCUGUAUUGAAGCAGCAGCAAAGAGAAUUUCAACAGUAUGAACACAGCCCCGAGUUUCUUUCAGGGGGUACACUACAUCCAUAUCAACUUGAAGGAUUGAACUUUCUACGAUUCUCUUGGUCCAAGCAAACUCAUGUUAUACUUGCUGAUGAAAUGGGACUUGGAAAAACCAUACAAAGUAUUGCUUUCUUAGCCUCCCUUUUCGAAGAGAAUGUUUAUCCCCAUCUGGUGGUUGCUCCACUUUCUACACUACGAAACUGGGAGCGCGAAUUUGCAAAUUGGGCACCACAAAUGAAUGUUGUUAUGUAUUCUGGUUCUGCCCAAGCUCGUCGCAUUAUUAGAGAAUAUGAAUUUUACUUUCCGAAGAAUCCGAAAAAGAUGGAGAAAAAGAAAUCUAAAAAAAUAGUUACUAAAAGAAAGCUGGAAAGGGUUAAGUUUGAUAUCCUUUUGACAUCGUAUGAGAUGAUAAACUCUGAUACCACAAUAUUGAAGCCUAUAAAGUGGGAGUGCAUGAUAGUUGAUGAAGGUCACCGUCUCAAAAACAAGGAUUCCAAAUUGUUUUCUUCAUUGACACAAUACUCUAGCAGACAUCGUGUGCUUUUAACAGGAACUCCUCUUCAGAACAAUCUGGAUGAACUUUUUAUGCUUAUGCACUUCCUUGAUGCUGGGAAGUUCGGAAGUUUAGAGGAGUUCCAAGAAGAGUUUGAGGAUAUCAAUCAAGAGCAACAGAUUUUGAGGCUUCAUAAAAUGUUGGCCCCACAUCUCCUGAGAAGAGUGAAGAAAGAUGUCAUGACUGAACUACCUCCUAAAAAGGAGCUUAUUAUACGUGUUGAAUUGAGCAGCAAACAAAGAGAAUACUAUAAGGCAAUUUUGACUCGUAAUUAUCAGAUAUUAACUCGCCCUAAUGGAGCCCAAAUUUCUCUUAUCAAUGUUGUCAUGGAACUGCGUAAGCUCUGUUGUCAUCCCUACAUGUUGGAAGGAGUUGAACCAGUUAUUCACGAAGAAAACAAAGCAUACAAGCAAUUGCUGGAAUCAUCGGGCAAGUUGCAAUUGUUGGACAAGCUGAUGGUGAAGCUUAAAGAGCAAGGGCAUAGAGUCCUUAUAUAUUCCCAAUUUCAGCACAUGCUAGAUUUGCUUGAAGAUUAUUGUGUUUACAAUCAUUGGCAGUAUGAAAGGAUAGAUGGCAAGGUUGGUGGAGCUGAAAGACAAGUACGCAUAGAUCGGUUUAAUGCUAAAAAUUCUUCAAGAUUUUGUUUUCUUCUUUCUACUAGAGCUGGGGGACUGGGGAUAAAUCUUGCAACAGCUGACACAGUUAUUAUAUAUGACAGUGAUUGGAAUCCUCAUGCUGAUCUACAAGCCAUGGCCAGAGCUCAUCGACUUGGACAAAAUAACAAGGUGUUGAUUUAUAGGCUUAUAACACGAGGAACAAUUGAAGAAAGGAUGAUGCAAAUAACAAAAAAGAAAAUGGUGUUAGAACACUUAGUUGUAGGCAGGAUAAAGGCUCAAAAUAUUAACCAGGAAGAGUUGAAUGAUAUCAUAAGGUAUGGUUCAAAGGAGUUGUUCACUGAUGAGAAUAAUGAUGUGGGAAAGUCUCGUCAAAUUCAUUACGAUGAUGCUGCUAUAGACAGAUUGUUGGACCGCGAUCAAGUUGGAGAUGAAGAGGCCACUUUGGAUGAAGAUGAAAAUGGAUUUCUUAAAGCCUUUAAGGUGGCAAAUUUUGAAUACAUUGAUGAAGCUGAGGCUGCAGUGGAAGCAGAAGAAAAAAGAGAAACAGAGAGUAAACUUUCUGUGAGCGGUUCAGAAGGGAAAAAUUACUGGGAAGAGUUGCUAAAAGACAGAUAUCAAGAGCAUGAAGUUGAAGAACUUAAUACCUUGGGCAAAGGGAAGCGAAACCGCAAUAAAUUUCUGGGGCAAGAUUUUGCUGGUCUAGAAGUUACAAUCUCUGACGGUGAGGAUGACAAUUACAAAGUGGAUCUUACUCAUGGCAAUUCAAAUUCAACAGAAACUGCUGCUUCUAGAAGGCCUUGCAAAAAGAAAGCUCGUUCUGCAGAUAACACAGAUCCACUUCCCUUAAUGGAAGGCGAAGGAAAAUCACUACGAGUACUUGGUUUUAGUCGAAGUCAGAGGGCUGCUUUCCUUCAAAUUUUAAUGAGGUUUGGGGUUGGUGAUUUUGAUUGGAAGGAGUUUACUUCACACAUAAAGCAGAAGACUUAUGAAGAAAUCAAAGAGUAUGGAACCCUUUUCUUGUCUCAUAUUGCUGAAGAUAUAAAUGAUUCCUCUUCAUUCUCAGAUGGUGUUCCAAAAGAAGGACUUCAAAUACAAGAUGUACUUAUUAGAAUUGCAGUUUUGCUAUUGAUAAGAGAAAAAGUGAAGUUUGCAUCAGAAAACCCUGGCACUCCACUUUUUUCGGAUGACAUCUUGACACGCCGUGCUUUGAAAGCUGCAAAGAUAUGGAAGGAAGAGCACGAUUUAGUCUUACUGCGUGCAGUUUUGAAGCAUGGGUAUGGGAGGUGGCAAGCUAUUGUUGAUGAUAAGGAUCUGAAUAUUCAGACGGUCAUCUGUCAGGAGUUGAACAUUCCCUUCAUAGAUUUCCCAGUUCAAGGACAAGUUGGCUCUCAAGGGCAAAAUGGUGCAAAUAACACAAAUGUGGAAUCCCCUUGCAACCAGUUUAGGGAGAACAGUGGCUGCGGCAUGGCAGAUGAUGGGUCACAUGGUUCUUCUGAUGCUAGGAACCAAGAAAAGUUGUAUCAAGAUCAAUUUGGAGAGAUGCAGAGAAGACACAUUGAUUUUAUAAAAAAGAGGCUACUUCUCUUAGAAAAUUGUCUCAAUGACGAGUACCAAAAAGAAUACUGUGAUGAUAUGGAAGCAAAGAGAGGGACCAAUCAAGAACUUAAAAAUGAAAAAGUGGCUACAAAUGUACGAAGGCACACAUUAGGGGAGUCUCGCACCCAAACAAUCAAUCAACUGCCUCAAGUAGAAGCAAUAACUUCAGAAGAAAUCUCUACUUCUGCUUGUGAUAAUGAUCCAAAUCGGUUGAAAUUAGUGCAUCUUUACAAUGAGAUGUGCACGGUCGUGGAGGAGAAUACUGCAGAUUUAGUUCGAACAUCAUGGUCCAGAAAACAGACAGAAGUCAAUGCUAUGAAGAAUUUCCAUCAACUGGAAACCAUUUGUGGAGAUGUCAACAGAAUUCUAACACAACAAAAUCAACACACUUUAAAGCCAAUAGCAAAUUCUGAUAACAAAUCAAAUGUCCUAUUACAGAAUGCUGUUUUGGAUUCCGAAUAGAUUUCAUUAUCCUUCAAAAUGAAUGCAAAUCUAGAGUUAAUGGAGACUGAAUCCCAAAAAGAAAGCAAGCGGCCCGAGCCAAGUGGAACAGAAAGCAAUUCAAUUUUGAUAAGUGAUCAAUAAUGGAGAUAACAAACUGAUCUAUGAAAUGGAUGGAGUAUGAUGGCAUUCCAGAAAUCAGAUGCGGUGGUAAUUUUGUGGGAUGAUUAAAUGCAAUGCCUAUUAGACGGAUAUUUAUUUCACCUUGUAGCAUAGUAGUCUUAAUCAACAUAUUUUCUUCGGUUCAUGAAGAAUAUAUAUUGUAUACUCCCUCAAUUCAAAAAGAUUUGUUUUUUUAGGUAUUUAAAUAUAUUUUAAAACUUUGGGUAUUUUUAAUAUCUAAGAUAUAUUUGAUAUUUUAUUUCAAAUAUAGCUCUAAAUUAUGCCGUUGCUUCA
Molecule: messenger RNA, 4624 nt
Organism: Cicer arietinum (chickpea)
Lineage: Eukaryota; Viridiplantae; Streptophyta; Magnoliopsida; Fabales; Fabaceae
Source: RefSeq, a predicted model, not a curated record